AUGUUUCCUCUAGUUGAUGGUCGCCUUGCUAUCCUUGCCGUCUUACCCGCGUCCUUUGUCGUCAUAAAAGCCUUCGCGCGGUUCAUUGUUAACAGACAGAACAAACCUUGCCUUCCUCCUGGCCCAGUGCCGCUCCCACUGUUAGGAAACGUCUUAUCUAUCAACACCAAGGAGCCUUGGCUGACUUAUACUGAAUGGGGCGCUACCUAUGGAGACUUGGUUUUCGUGCGACUUCUAGCAGGCCAGGAAGUCGUGGUGAUCAAUUCUCAGCAGAUUGCAGAAGCCUUGAUGGACAAGCGUUCUCGCAUUUACUCCGAUCGACCAUACAUAGCCACGCUCGAACCAUUUGGUUGGUCGGUCAACUUUUCAUUAAUAGCUUAUGGUGACGAAUGGCGUCUUUGCCGACGACUCUUCCAACAAACUUUCCGUCCCGACUCUGCACUCAAGUUUCGUCCAACGCAGGUUAAGCGGGCUCGUGAGAUGGUCGUCAACCUAAUUGAUGACCCUCAACAUUAUCAUUCUCACUUCGCAACAUUCUCGUCAUCAGUUGCGAUGUCAGUGGUAUACGGCUACCAAACUGGUCCUCGUGGCGAUCCUCUGGUUCGAAUAAUAGAAAAUGCAAUGGCUAUUGGCCUUGCGGUGUUAACCCCAGAGAGAGCAAUCUUACUUAAAAUCUUCCCCUUCCUGCUGAGGUUACCUGACUGGUGUUUGGGAUCCGCUCUCAAACGCGAUUCCCAAGUUUCGACCCAUCGUAUGACUGAAAUGACGGACCUGCCGUUCCAAUAUACGCAGGAGCGUAUGGCCGAAAACCUGUUCCUCGGCCAAGUUUCAAUGGUAUCAGACAAUUUGCAACGGAUGGAGGACCUAGAUCAGGUAUCAAAACCCAUCUUCGAGACUGCCUUAAAGAAAGCAGCUACUACUGCUAUUAUAGGUUCAUAUGAGACGACCACGUCGACCUUGAUGACUUUUGCUCUCGCCAUGGUAUUGUAUCCAGCUGUUCAGAGACGCGCACAAGCGGAGAUCGACUCAGUGGUUGGAGAGGAUCGCUUGCCUACAUUCGAAGACAGAGCCUCGCUACCCUACGUUGAAUCAGUCCUGCGGGAAACUUUGCGAUGGCAUCCCAUUUUGCCCAUUGGCACGCCACAUGCUACCUCAAGUGACGAUAUAUUCGAUGGUUAUUUCAUUCCAAAAGGAGCAACCGUCAUAUGCAACAUGUGGUGCAUUUCACGAGAUGAAAAGCGGUACCCCGAAGCAUCUAGCUUUAUACCAGAGAGGUUCCUGAACGUCAAUAAUACGCUGACGGACGACAACCCUGCUGAAUAUGUUUUCGGUUUUGGCCGGCGUGGAUGUCCAGGCCGAUAUACUGCUGAUGCCUCUGUGUGGUCCGCUAUUGUUACUAUGUUGGCCACGGUAGAAUUUUCUUCUGCCAAAGAUGAGCAGGGCAAAGUGAUCGAAUUCACCCCCCAAUUCACGACGGGACUCACUCACUCCCCUAUGGUCUUCCCUUGCAAUAUCUCAGCACGCUCUCGUACCCAUCUAGAACUUGUGGAUGUACCUGGCCAAUCUGUCAAGCAUUCGACAACCUUUUUUGACACUUCCGCAACUUUUUAGCUCCGUUUUGUGUACGUGCUAUGCGCAAUUUGAAAUAUGCCACAUGUGGCAUUCAACCACCUGCUUGCGCGUGCACGAGAUGCAACCGAGAGCUAUCAGGUAUAGCCUCGUAGGCAGAGCCGAUAGAAGGAAGACAGUGGUUCACUCGUUGGUGGACUUCACGCCUACAAAGAAACCGCGCCGUGAUUACUAUCAACAAAAAAACUGUUCACCUUCGGACGUUUACGAUAAGAGAUAUCUGUACACUACGUUUGAUAACAUGAUUCAAAGGGUCCUUCAAGUAAAUAUAUAUAUAGAUAAGAACAAUGAACACAUGAAUUGUC
This is a messenger RNA of Suillus subalutaceus, 1934 nucleotides long. Its product is annotated as cytochrome P450. The record is from RefSeq and is a predicted model, not a curated record. Gene Ontology annotation, molecular function: monooxygenase activity; oxidoreductase activity, acting on paired donors, with incorporation or reduction of molecular oxygen; iron ion binding. The transcript is spliced from 13 exons. The coding region runs from base 1 to 1611 and encodes 536 amino acids. Lineage: Eukaryota; Fungi; Basidiomycota; Agaricomycetes; Boletales; Suillaceae.